CUACAACACGACCUCCUCCAACUGUGCCACCAGUGGAAGAACAACCUGGGGUUUGCACUGCCUUUAGUGGAAUCAACUACAUGACCCUGGAUGGCCAAAUCAUUUCUUUCCAAGGGACUGCUAAGUACCAGUUCAUCAGUUUGUGUGGAGUCUCCUCAGACAUGAAUAGAUUCCAAGUUGCCACGAGAACGGAGACUACUGUUGGAAUAAGCAGAAUGGAGUAUAAAAUCAUUGUAGAAACUUCAGUUGACAAUAACACCAUCGUGUUUGGCAUUGGAAAGUCUGUUAAGGUGAACAGUGAACUUGUAUUAGCUCUACCUUACACCAUACCAGGUACAGGUGUAAACAUCACCUACAACUCACAGGGUCAGAUACAGCUGGUCACUACAGCUGGGUUUAUGGUUACUUACGAUGGUGACCAAAUGCUUAAGGUCAUGGUACCAAGAAAAUAUGCUUCAGGAACCUGUGGCAUAUGUGGAAAUUUUGAUGGAGAUAAGACCAAUGAUUUGAGGCUGGCCAAUGGAACUGAUGUCAGCAAUGUUGGUGAAAAUAUACAAAAUGUGUAUGCACAGAUAGGCAACAGUUAUCGCAUUCUUGACCUGCAGUUCAGUCAUUUUGGUGAAGCUGAGCCUGUUCCCAACAUUACAUGCACAGUGGAUCAGUUAGACAUGGCAAAAACAACCGAAUACUGUGGACUGUUGAGAGAUAGCAGUAGCGUGUUCUCUGAAUGCAUCCACAAUGCUAACAUUGAUAUAGAAGGCAUGUACAGUCUCUGCCAGGCUGAUGUGUGUGCUGAACUUGGUGUAAACAACACAGGCAGAGCCAAGCAGAUGGCCUGUAAAGUCCUGGAGACAUUUGCAAGCGAGUGUAGAAGAUAUGGCUACACUGAAGCAUGGAGGAGUGUCUCAAAUUGCAGCUUAUCCUGUGGUCCAAAUGAAGUAUACUCAACUAGUACCACCUCCUGUCCAGCCACAUGUCACAGUCCAAAUGCUGCUGGGGACUGCACCUCACUACCAACAGAGGGCUGUGCCUGUGAAGAUGGGUACAUUCGAAGUGGCUAUCGUUGUGUGCCUGAGAGUGAAUGUGGAUGCACUGACAGCUUUGGGAACUAUCAUGAGUUGAAUGAAUACUGGAUGUCAGAAGACUGCUCAACAUGGCAUGGAUGUGAACUGAGGAUGGGACAACCUUCUAUUGUGGCAAACAAUGCCAGCUGUAACUCACAGUCUGAGUGCAGAGUUGUGGAUGGAAUCCGAGGAUGUUAUUGUGCUGCAGAAGACGACAUUGGUAGUGGUGACAUGUGUACAGCUGGAUCAACAUGUAUGGCUUAUGGAGAUCCACAUCUCAUAACCUUUGACCAGACCUUUAUGAGCUUCAGAGGCAAUUGCACUUACAAUUUUGUCCUUCCCCUGUCUAAUACGGACUACCCAGUCAACAUUUUUGUGACAUAUGAGUCGGAAGACAAGGGCCUGGAUAUUGCCCCUAUUGAGAGGGUUGAGGUGGAGUUUACUGGAUUGCCAAAUGUCAAAAUCCAUAAAGACUACACUGUUCAGGUGGGUGGAAUAACUAGGACAGUACCAUUUAGCCUACAGAGAGAAAAUGACAGACAUAAUGUAUACAUGGGUCCCCAGAAUACAAUUUAUGUUGAAUCUUUGUGGCAGAACUCUACUGGUGACUCCUUGAUUUUGGUAAUGGGUUUUAAUAAGCAACUUGGCAAGGUUUCCAUUUCCUUGCCCACUGUAAGGUUUAGUGAAAAGUUGACUGGAUUAUGUGGCAACUUCAAUGGCCUGAAAGAAGAUGAUUUGUACCUGAGGAAUGGAAGUGCUGUCACUUCAAACAGGAACCUGACGAAAGAAGAAAUCUAUUCCAUGGUUAGCAAAAGCUAUAUGUUGUCACAAAGUUGUGCACAAGAAACAGCAGAUUUCCAGUGCUCUGAAAAUGAAAUGCAGCUUGCAGCAACAACGAAAUUCUGUGGUUUAAUCAAGAACAAUCGUAGUGCAGCAUUUGCAAGCUGUAUAAUGAGUGGAAAAGUGGAUGUGGACCAAAUGUACUAUGCCUGCACCAAAGACGUUUGUAAAGCUCUGAGAAAUGGUGAUUCUGAAACUGCUAAAGCGGCUGCUUGUAGGAGUUUGAAGGUGUUGGCAGCUCAGUGUCCAAGAACAACUUAUGGAGAACAAUAUUGGACUUUAGCACAAUGUGAACCAUCCUGUGGUGAAGAUGAAGUGUUCAGAUCCAGCACCUCUGCCUGCCCUGCUACAUGUGCUAAUCCUGUUGCCCCACUGACAUGCAAGAAGGCAAAUGUGGCAGGUUGCAUGUGUAAACCAGGAUAUCUUCUGAGUGGGACAAAGUGUAUACCAAAGUCUCAUUGUGGAUGUGUGGAUUCUUGGGGCAACUACCACCAGACCUUUAUGAGCUUCAGAGGCAAUUGCACUUACAAUUUUGUCCUUCCCCUGUCUAAUACGGACUACCCAGUCAACAUUUUUGUGACAUAUGAGUCGGAAGACAAGGGCCUGGAUAUUGCCCCUAUUGAGAGGGUUGAGGUGGAGUUUACUGGAUUGCCAAAUGUCAAAAUCCAUAAAGACUACACUGUUCAGAACUCUACUGGUGACACCUUGAUUUUGGUAAUGGGUUUUAAUAAGCAACUUGGCAAGGUUUCCAUUUCCCUGCCCACUGUAAGGUUUAGUGAAAAGUUGACUGGAUUAUGUGGCAACUUCAAUGGCCUGAAAGAAGAUGAUAUUUACCUGAGGAAUGGAAGUGCUGUCACUUCAAACAGUAACCUGACAAAAGAAGAAAUCUAUUCCAUGGUUAGCAAAAGCUAUAUGUUGUCAGAAAGUUGUGCACAAGAAACAGCAGAUUUCCAGUGCUCUGAAAAUGAAAUGCAGCUUGCAGCAACAACGAAAUUCUGUGGUUUAAUCAAGAACAAUCGUAGUGCAGCAUUUGCAAGCUGUAUAAUGAGUGGAAUAGUGGAUGUGGACCAAAUGUACUAUGCCUGCACCAAAGACGUUUGUAAAGCUCUGAGAAAUGGUGAUUCUGAAACUGCUAAAGCGGCUGCUUGUAGGAGUUUGAAGGUGUUGGCAGCUCAGUGUCCAAGAACAACUUAUGGAGAACAAUAUUGGACUUUAGCACAAUGUGAACCAUCCUGUGGUGAAGAUGAAGUGUUCAGAUCCAGCACCUCUGCUUGCCCUGCUACAUGUGCUAAUCCUGUUGCCCCGCUGACAUGUAAGAAGGCAAAUGUGGCAGGUUGCAUGUGUAAACCAGGAUAUCUUCUUAGUGGGACAAAGUGUAUACCAAAGUCUCAUUGUGGAUGUGUGGAUUCUUGGGGCAACUACCACCAGCUGGGAGAAAAAUGGAUGUCAGUCAAUUGCUCCAUGCAAUGGAAUUGUGAAAAGGUUAAUGGAACUGCAGUAAUUACAGAUACUUCAGUUCAGUGUGACAGUAAUGCAGAGUGCUCUGUCAGGGAAGGAACCAGAAACUGCUUCUGUAGGUCACCUUACACAGGCAAUGGCUUUACGUGCACAGGACCAUACGUUGAUGCUCCAAGUCCACAGUAUUUGGUGGUAAAUUCUGAUGACACUAUCCAAUGUAGAGCUGUUGGACUGUGGACACCUCCACUUGGAAUGCAGUUUACUAAAGACAGUGCAAUUGUUUUGACAGAAGGAGACAAGUACAUGGUCAACAGCAGCAGAGGUUUGAUGAUAAUGAACAUCAGCACUGCUGAUGCUGGUUCCUAUAUAUGCUCAGUUAAUGACUCAGCAGGGGUUAGAGAUACAGCAACAGUGGAUGUGUAUACUGGAGCCUUACCUGUAUUAUGGUCCACACCCCAAGAUUCCCAUGUUGCUUAUGGAGAUAAUGUGACCCUCAGUUGCUAUGGUAAUGGAGAUUCUGUGUUAUGGUAUAAGGGCUCCACCUCUGGUGAAAUCAUUGAAUCAUCUGAAAACAUUGUGUUGAAGUUUAGCAACGCUACCCUCACCAUUCUGUCUGCUGAUGAAAAUGCAGUUGGCACUUACGUCUGCACCUCUUCCAAUGUAUUUGGGACAGUGACGUACUCAGCAAAUGUAACAGUUAUAGCUCCAGCCAUACCAUCCUUCCUCCUGUCCUUCAAUGGUACAAUGGGGAGCAACAAUGCCUCUCAACCAAUCCUUCCAUAUGCUUGCCGUGACACCUUCACACAGAGUAUUAGAGCCAUACUGGAUGACACAUAUCCAGAGACUGCUUCCAUAUUUGCCCUUCUGCCUGAGUGUGGUGGAAUACCAGGUGUUCAACUAAAGAAUACUGGGGAAAUACUGGUCAAUGCAUCAAACACCACAGAGGCUUACUUCUAUGCAGAAACUGUGGUGACUGCAACCUCCAUAAGUAUGGCACUGGAAACUUGUGGGAGAACCAUAUCUGAUCUUCUUACCUCUGUAACUUCUGUCAGCCCAGCUUCCCUGUACCUCUUUACCCAGGACACUGUAGAUUGUCCAGGUAUCCAGCUGAGUCCUGGCUACCUCUCAGAUGCUGGAAUGAAAUGGACAUGCCCACAAGGCUAUGUUUUCAGCAUGGUACCUUUCCAGUGUACUUUCUUGAGUGUCCUGCCAACAGUUCCCGUGAUUACUGCACCGAUUCCCACAACAGCACCAAUAGAAAUCAGCAGCCAGGAGGCAGAGGCUUUAGUUUCAAUACACAAUGCAAAUAGGUCAACUGUGGCUACUCUGAUGCAGGCAGCAGACAUGAGAACAUUGGUCUGGGCGGAGUAUCUAGCUGACCGUGUUGCAGCACGGCUGGUAGCAAUGUGUAAUAUGUCUGCUGUGGGCUCUGUCAUCACAGAACAAGGAGAAUCCAUAGGGCUUAUCACACUUGAUAUCAGCAACCAAACUCUUGUUGAAGGCAUCUUAGCAUUGUAUGAGGACUGGAUAUCAACACAACCACAGUGUGAAGUUACACCAUGCAAGGAAGAUCCAUACAAGCUUGUGUGGAGUAAAGCUUCAAGAAUGGGCUGUGCACUGCGUAAUUGUCUCAAUGGUGUCCAUCAAGCUGUUUGUGCAUAUGCACCAGGUCCUCCUGCACCUGCUGCGGGUGGAGUGUACAAUGAAAUGCCAUUUAAGAAUGGUACGCCUUGCUCAGCAUGUAAUACAGAUGAUGAUAACAGAGAAGCCUGCUUAGUUGCUGACAAACUAUGUGCCACACAGCCGUACUGCCAAGCCAAAAACUUGUCCUGUGCUUUGUGUGGUGGAUUUACCUGUAAGAAUGGGCAACCAAUGAAUUACACCACUUGUACAUGCCAGUGCUCAGUGGCAUAUACAGGUCUACGCUGUGAAAAUGUCACUUGUGAAGAGGUUUUAACAUGUCAGAAUGAAGGAACUUUUAGCUAUGACUCCUGCUCAUGUUCUUGCUCCAAAUUCUAUAUUGGGAAAACUUGUGACCAGUUUGACUGCAACACAUAUAACAUUGAUAGUUGGGCCUUCUGCGCUAACUUUUCUGAGAACUGUAACAGUGUACUACCUGGAGGAGAUAUUAUCAGACACAUCUGCCCUAUUACCUGUAAGAUGUGCCCAGUUCCAUCAGGAAGGAAGAAGAGAAGUAUAACUCAGCCUUUAUUGAGUAGUCAAAACGUUGGAAAUAUCACUAUCAAUAGGACAACAGAUGGCAAUGGGACAAAUAAUGUGGUAAUUGGAGACAAUAGCACUGUGGCUGUCCAGCCAUUAGUCUUAGUGUGGAAUGACACCUUCCCAACCUGUCUAGAUAUCAAGCCGCCAGUGUUCACAGUAUGCCCAGAGAACAUAAAUAUCACUUUGGGAGUGAAUGGUCCUGAGGAGGUUACCUUUGACAUGCCCCAAGCAGAAGAUAACUCUGGUCUCGUCUCAAUCACAUCAUUGCCACCAAGAGUAAUAUCACCUUAUAUGUUCAAGAAAAAUAUGACUGUGACGUAUACUGCUGAAGAUCCAUCAGGCAAUGCAGCCAACUGUACUGUCAAUGUUGUACUAAUAGACAUCCACCCACCCGUAAUGUACUGUCCAGCCAACCCAGUCAUGGUGAAUGUGACCACUGAUGUCCAGCAAGUCCCUGCCUCCUACCCCCUGGACACCGUCCAGAUAAGGGACUACAGUGGAAUAGCCAGUGUAGUAUAUGAUCCACCCAAUGGAACCAUGGUUAUUGUUGGGGAACCAAUGACAGUCACUGUGACAACCAUAGACGCAGCAGGCAACAAUGCAUCCUGCACUUUUAUCUUCCUGAUAGAACCUGCUGGAUGCCCAGACUGGACCCUAAUACCACCUCAGAAUGGAAACAAGAGCUGUGUUAGUGACAAAUUGCCCAGCGGCCUGGAUGCUUUGUUGUGUACUAUACUGUGUGAGGGACCAAGAUACUCUCUGACAGUGGAGGAUCCAGGACCUAGUCAGUGCACCUCUGGAGGACUAUGGUCUCCUAGUCCAUUCUUACCAGACUGUUCAUUCCUAAACCUCCCAGAGUUUACCAUCCAAAUUACUCUGGAUUUUACCGUGCCCUCUCUAGCAGGGUGCACUCCUACAUAUGAGGCAAGUGUGAUAGAAGCCUUGACCCAGCUGGCUCUAACCAGUUGUAGUGGCUUUGGAGAACUGAACAAGACUUCAAAAUCUUUAGGAUCCAGUGCACUCACAAAUGGGCUGAGACUGGACACCUCCAUAGACCUGUCCUUCAUUGACCCCACAGCAGAUAUUCAGGCCAGUCAGACAGAGCAGUGUGCAGAACUCAUCAGUAAUGCCCUGUUGUCCUCUACUGCCUUGACCGUCAUCAAUGUUACUACAUCUGGCUGCAAUGACCUGAACCUGGACGGUGUUCCGAAUAUUACAAAAGGCUACUCUUGUCCCAUGGGCCAGGUGGUCACAGUGAAGAAUGGAAGCUCUUUCUGUGCUGAAUGCUCAGCAGGUUUCUAUGCCUUCAAUGGCACCUGUAUGAAGUGCCCCAGAGGGACCUACCAGGACCAGUUUGGACAGACCAACUGUACAGUUUGUCCUUCAGGAACCUCAACUCGAUACGAUGGAGCCAAGAACCUUACUGACUGUAUAGCUUAUUGUGGACAAGGGGAAUUCUCAAAGAAUGCACUACAGCCUUGCAGUAGGUGUGAAGUAGGUUCUUACCAGCCUAACACUGGGUCUAAAGAUUGCAUAAUGUGCAGUGCAGGAACCACCACGCAGUUUGCUGGGGCAGUGUUAGAAAAGGAGUGUAAAGCUGUAUGUAACCCUGGAACGUUCAGCAGUUCAGGCCUGGUUCCUUGCAUUCCUUGUCCAAGACAUACCUUUGCUGACUUGUUUGGUUCCACUGUGUGUCAAGAGUGCUCAGAACAACUGGCUACUGUCUCCAUGGGGAGUAAUAAAUCCAGUGAUUGCAAAGUUAUUGAUCAGUGUACUCCCAGCAAAUGCCAGAAUGAUGGUACUUGUAACAGUUUUAGUAGAUAUUACACCUGCCUUUGCUCGUUAGGAUUCACAGGUAAAAACUGUGAGACUAACAUUGAUGAAUGUUCAUCUAACGACUGUCAAAACAAUGCAACAUGUGUGGAUGGCAUUGGAUCUUACAUUUGCACAUGUCCACCAGGUUUUACUGGCAGGUUCUGUGAGGUUCCCAUAGAUGAGUGUGCCUCCAAUCCAUGCAUGUUUGGUGAAUGUACAGAUGGCUUCCUGUCAUACGACUGUGCGUGCUUCCAAGGAUAUACUGGAGCAAGGUGUGAAAGCCCUGUUGACUACUGUCAGAGUCGUCCCUGUGCUAACAAUGGGCAGUGUUUCAAUGCAGAAAACACCUAUGAGUGUGUAUGUGAGGGAACAGGAUUUCAGGGUCCACAGUGCACAAUUCCAAUAGAUGACUGCCUGACCAUGAGCUGCCAAAAUGAUGGAAACUGUACUGAUGCUAUCAAUGACAUUAUUUGCAGUUGUCCUCCAG
This is a messenger RNA of Lingula anatina, 7887 nucleotides long. RefSeq lists its product as uncharacterized. The record is from RefSeq and is a predicted model, not a curated record. Gene Ontology annotation, molecular function: calcium ion binding; protein binding. NCBI's taxonomy places the organism in Eukaryota, Metazoa, Brachiopoda, Lingulata, Lingulida, Lingulidae.